AUGCAAUAUGAUGAUUCUGUUCGACAGCAACAAAUGAUAGACUAUCAACGACAACAGUAUGAACAAAAUCGAUUACUUGCUGCACAACAAGCCAGAGCACAAGAAUACGCAAAUAGUCAAUAUGAAAUGAAUCAGUAUCAAUGGCAUUCGAAGUAUUCAAACGACACUAUGAUGUCGUCUUCUUAUCCUUAUCCAAUUGAUUAUCCCGCAUAUAGACAAUCAGCAUAUCCAGUGCAACAACAUAUGCACAGAACAAAUUCUAUGAUGUAUCAACAUCAUCUACCAGCAUCGCAACAACAGCGUCAGUAUCAUCAUACACACUCUUCAACAUGUUGUUCGUCUCAAACAUGCUCUCCAACUAUGCAAGAUCAACAACAAGCAAUGUAUAAUCAACGAAUGCAGCGGCAUCUGUCUUUACAACAGCAGAAUCCGGCAGCGUUAUCUGGAUUUCCAGUGACAGCGACAUCCACAGCAUCUCAACAACCACCACAAACACAACAAUACAGAUAA
This is a messenger RNA of Didymodactylos carnosus, 510 nucleotides long. The record is from the annotation of a GenBank genome assembly. Lineage: Eukaryota; Metazoa; Rotifera; Eurotatoria; Philodinida; Philodinidae.